UGCAAGCGGCUUUGGGAGUCAAUACUGUGAAGUGCUUCAGCAUGGCAUGACUUAAUUUUUGUUGAACCGUUCAAAAAAAAAACGCUCAAAGCCACGACUCGAACGCCAGCAACAGGGAAGGGGCACAUGCCAGCACGUAAUUCCGAGAGAAUAACCUCUCAAAUUGUUGGGUGGCACUCGGUGAAGGAGACAUGUUUCAACAGAUAUUAUCCGCCAGACUUCGAUCCGCAAAAGCAUGGGACCCUAAACGAAUAUCAUGGGAAGCACGCGCUUGGUGACAGGGCUCGAAAAAUUGACAAGGGGGUCCUAAUUGUUCGUUUCGAGCUCCCAUUCAACAUAUGGUGCGGGACUUGCAAUAAUCAUAUUGGUAUGGGCGUUCGAUACAAUGCAGAAAAGAAGAAAGUAGGGAAUUAUUAUUCUACACCGAUCUGGUCUUUUCGGUGCAAAUGUCAUCUGUGCGGAAACACUGCAUACGUUGUGGUGUCAGGUGCGCGAAAACAGGAGCAGGACUGGGACCCAGCUGAAGCUGGAGGCUUUGCUGUGCAUGACACCGCUGGUCCCUCCCAACCGUCCGAUGCCUUCGCUGCGGUGGAGAAGACGGUUGCGGCGGAAACCACUCUCAUCGAAGUCACUCGACCUCGCCUCAGUACCCUCCAAGAGCUUUCUGAGCGUCGUAAUGCGAAUCCUUACGCGCUCUCAUCUUCCUUGCGUAAGACCUUCCGUAAAAUCAAAAAGGCAGAGAAACGCGCAGAGGAUGAAGAGAAAGCAGUUCGAGAUAAGUUUGCGCUGCCCGAAGAGCUUCACCUCGUCAAGGAGGACGACGUUAGAGAGGAGGCAAAAGAGGAAUGGGUCAGAAGUAGAAGGGAAUGGGAGAUGGAAGAGGAAGUUCGGCAGAAAAAGUUUGAUUCCAACUAUGGUCACUUGGGCAUCAAUGGUGUACCGCCCAAAGUCACAUCCAAGCUUGCAUCAUCAUUGCUGCGAAAUUCUCUCAAGAAGCAGGGUGCCCUCCUGCCUUCUAUUUCCACAAGUCGUAGUCUUAUCGGCAGAAAACUCGUGGCCAAAGACAUUGGCGUUGUGAAGAAGCGGUGA
This is a messenger RNA of Cantharellus anzutake, 1089 nucleotides long. RefSeq lists its product as uncharacterized. The record is from RefSeq and is a predicted model, not a curated record. Gene Ontology annotation, cellular component: post-mRNA release spliceosomal complex; U2-type spliceosomal complex. Bases 127 to 1089 code for a protein of 320 amino acids. The transcript has 6 exons. Gene Ontology annotation, biological process: mRNA splicing, via spliceosome. NCBI's taxonomy places the organism in Eukaryota, Fungi, Basidiomycota, Agaricomycetes, Cantharellales, Hydnaceae.